Messenger RNA from Triticum dicoccoides, 1558 nucleotides. RefSeq names its product acyl-[acyl-carrier-protein] desaturase 7, chloroplastic-like. Gene Ontology annotation, molecular function: stearoyl-[ACP] desaturase activity. NCBI's taxonomy places the organism in Eukaryota, Viridiplantae, Streptophyta, Magnoliopsida, Poales, Poaceae. Bases 12 to 1355 code for a protein of 447 amino acids. Gene Ontology annotation, cellular component: chloroplast stroma. The transcript has 2 exons. The record is from RefSeq and is a predicted model, not a curated record. Gene Ontology annotation, biological process: fatty acid metabolic process.
CACAGUGUGAUAUGGCGACGUCGUGGCAUCCUUGUCCACUGGCCAGGCCAUGGACCAGAACAAAGAAUGAUAUAGGUCUCCAACUGACCGGCAUCACCUACUGCUACUGGAGAUGCAGUAGGGCCAGUGCAGGAGGAAGAAUCGUGGCGGAUAUGAGUAUGAACACCACCAACUGCACGGCAGAACCCGCCCUUCUACCCCAAGCUGAUGCUGCCGACCCUCCUACUAGAGUUAGUAAGAGAAGCCCGCGCACUGGCCGUGGCGCCGCCGUUGCGGCUAGGCACGAAGAGGAGGGCACAGACGACGAGUGGCUCAUGUACCUGGAGCCGGCGAAGCUAGAGGUGUUCGACCAUCUGGAGCCUUGGGCGGAGGCGAACGUGGUGCCGCUCCUUAAGCCUGCGGAGGUGGCGUGGCAGCCGACGGACUUGCUGCCGGACCUGGCGUCGCUGGGCGCCGACGGCUUCCAUGCGGCGUGCUUCGACAUCAGCGCCCGCGCGGCCGGCCUGCCCGACGCGCACCUCGUGUGCCUCGUGGGGAACAUGGUCACGGAGGAGGCACUGCCGACGUACCAGAGCAUACCCAACCGCUUUGAGGCCGUGCGCGACCUCACCGGCUCCAGCGGCACUGCCUGGGCGCGAUGGAUCCGCGGCUGGUCUGCCGAGGAGAACCGCCACGGCGACGUGCUCAACAAGUACCUCUUCCUCUCCGGCCGCGUCGACAUGCGGCAGGUCGAGAGGACCAUCCACAACCUCAUCCAGUCCGGCAUGGUCAUGAACGCUGCGCGGAGCCCCUACCACGGCUUCAUCUACGUCGCCUUCCAGGAGCGUGCCACCUCCAUCUCCCACGGCAACACAGCCCGUCGCGCCAAGGAGUACGGCGACGUGGCGCUCGCGCGCAUAUGCGGUGCCAUCGCGGCUGACGAGAAGCGGCACGAGCUGGCCUACACGCGGAUCGUGGGGAAGCUGUUCGAGAUCGACCCGGACGGCGCCGUGCGCGCGCUGGCGUACAUGAUGCGCCGCCGGAUCGUCAUGCCGGCGUCCCUCAUGACAGACGGCCGCGAUGGUGACCUCUUCGCGCACUACGCGGCCGUGGCGCAGCAGGCCGGUAUUUACACCGCCUCCGACUACCGUAGCAUUUUGGAGCACCUGAUAAAGCAGUGGGGUGUGGAAGAGCUGGCGGCGGCCGAACUCUCUGACGACGGGAGGCGUGCGCGGGACUACGUGUGCGCGUUGCCCCAAAAGAUCCGCAGGUUGGAGGAAAAGGCUCACGAGCGCAAAGGCCAGAAAACCCAGCCUGCAACAUCGGCCCCGUUUAGCUGGAUCUUUGAUAAGCCUGUCAACAACACCAUGGGGUAAUCAAAUUAUUGCUUUUAUAUACCCUAAAUAUCCUUUAAAUCAUUAUUUCUCGAUCCUAUCUUUGAGAUGAAGUAUUCUUCAUCUCUACUUUGCUAGUGUCGGCGCCAGUAAAAGUACUUUUUUUUCUGAUCGGGUUGAAGUUAUGAGGAUGGUAUUGUACUACUGUAUUUUUGUAAGUUGUUUUAUCACAUUCUAAAAAUAAA